This is a messenger RNA of Tachyglossus aculeatus (Australian echidna), 1735 nucleotides long. It is a transcript of the gene ZNF641, whose product is annotated as zinc finger protein 641. The transcript has 8 exons. Bases 135 to 1706 code for a protein of 523 amino acids. Gene Ontology annotation, biological process: regulation of DNA-templated transcription. The record is from RefSeq and is a predicted model, not a curated record. Lineage: Eukaryota; Metazoa; Chordata; Mammalia; Monotremata; Tachyglossidae.
GGCCCGGUCCGGUCCGGUCCGGUCCGGCCCGGCCCGGGCAAUUCCUCCUCCAGGUGUUCAGCGGCCCAGGGAUCCCAGGAAAGACCAAGGCUUAAGGCCCCCCUCACCCCCCACCCUGACCUCCGACCCCAACGAUGGCUACGGCCCCGAGCUCCCCGGCUCGGGCUUCCCGGGAGCAUGAGGGGCCCCUGACGGUCCAGGUGGCAGAAGACUCGGUCUGGGGACAGGACGACACCGGCCCCGAGAGCUUCCGCCAGCGCUUCCGCUGGUUCCGCUACCAGGAGGCGGGCAGCCCGCGGGAGGCCCACAGCCGGCUCCGGGAGCUCUGCCGCCGCUGGCUGCGGCCCGAGCUGCGCACGAAGGAGCAGAUCAUGGAGCUGCUGGUCCUGGAGCAGUUCCUCACCGUCCUGCCCCGGGAGAUCCAGACUCAGGUGCGGGAGCGGCGGCCGGAGAGCGGCGAGGAGGCCGUGGCCCUGGUGGAGGGUCUGCAGAGGGAGACCAGGAGACCGAGGCGGUGGGUGACAGUGUGUGUGCGUGGCCAGGAAGUGCUCUCGGAGCAGACCUCCGCCCUGGGCCCCACACCGUGGGAGCCCCUGACCAUCCAGCUGGACAGGCCGGAGUCCCUGGACCAGGAGGAAGAGGAAGAGGAAGAAGAGGAGGAGGAGGAGCCACCGAGCCCGGAGACCCCAAGCCGGGACGUCGGCUCCCCGGACACGCCGGGCUGGGAUCCUGAGGAGGAACCGCCCCUGCCACCCACCCAGGAGAGGGCCCCGUCUGCUCCCCGAGUCCCUGCCUCCCCGCCGGACGGGAGCAGCACCGAGCGGGAGAUGGCCGCCUCCCUCCUGGCCGCUGGAUCGCAGGGCCUGGUGACCAUCAAGGACGUGUCCCUGUGUUUCUCCCAGGAGGAGUGGGGGAGUCUGGACCCCGGGCAGACGGACUUUUACGGCGAAUACGUCAUGCAGGAGAACUGUGGGAUUGUGGUGUCUCUGAGGUUCCCAAUUCCCAAACUGGAUGGCUUCUCCCAGGUGGAAGGAGGGGAAGACCAGUGGAUGUUGGACUCCCAGGACUCAGAGAUUCUCAGAGUCACCUACCCAGGAGACGGCAGUGAGCCCGACGGAGUGGUGCCGGAGCCAGAGCCGGCCGGCCUGCCAGCCGACGGGCCGGAGGAAGCCCUCCCCUGGAGCCCCGAGCCGGGUGGGCCCUGGCCGGACGGAUCCUGGCCGGACGGGCCAGGGAGCCCUGGGGCCCGGAGCCUGGAGCUGGCCACCCUGCGGGCCGGUGCCUUCCCUGGCCUGCUGUGCCGGGGGGAGCUGGAUUCCCUGAUGCGGUCGCACCUGUGCCCCCAGUGCGGGAAGAGCUUCGUGUGGGGCUCCCACCUGGCCCGGCACCUCCAGACCCACACGGGCGAGCGGCCCUACUGCUGCCCCAAGUGCCAGAAGAGCUUCGGCCGGAGGCAUCACCUGGUGCGCCACCAGAAGACCCACCUGCGCGAGAAGCCCAGCCGCUGCCCCGACUGCGGCAAGGUGCCAGGAUACCGGGGACACCAGGAUCGCUCCCACAAGGACGAGGACUCGAGUCUGCCGGCUCCUGAAGGGGCCACGGAGCUCGUGGGCUGGGACUUUGGGAAAGAGCCUCAGGAUUGCCAAGGAGCUGCCGGGCUUCGGGGGGGUGGUGGUGUGUGUGGUAGUGACUGUGGUUUUUGCUGAGUGAGUCACAAAUUGUUCUGUUUUCUUAA